UGGCUCCUAAGAAUUUUACUCACUCGCCUUAUCCCACUUCGCCGGGUUCCGGAUCCCCUCCUCCGAGGGCUUCGCGUCGGCGGCGUCCUGGUCGCCGACGAGCGUCUUGAUCUUGCGCAUCGCUUCAUCCGCCGCGGCCUUGUUCGUCUUCGCGGCCUCGGCGCGCCUGCGACGACGUCUGCUCGAUGGCGUGGUGGAACGGGUCUCUCACCGCUCGGACUCACUGGUUGUUUCACACUGGCGCGCGCUCGUAGCGGAUGCGCUCGCCCGCCGACAUUUUACUCAGCUUCUCCUCGAGCGCGGCGUCGGCCUCCUUCUUGGCUUGCUUGGCCUCCUCGUUCUCGACCACCGCGCCGAGCAGGCCUUUCAAGUCGUCGUCGGCGAAAGCUGGGAGCGCAAUCGGCGCGAGCACUACGCUGCGCAGCACCUGUUGCCUGGUGAUAUGCAGGGCCUGGGCUGCAGACACGAGCAGCAGCGCGCACAGCCGGAGAGCAGCCAUCUGAUCUGCAGUCUGUGGUGGCUGUAGGAUGAGCUGCAGCGAACAGCGAGUCGCGGGCAAGUGAGAGGAUGUAUGGCUCCUUCGCAAACGCGCCACAACGACGUGUAUCGAGCAAUAUUAGCUCAGCUUGCUAAUUGUUAAGAUCUCAG
Pelagomonas calceolata is the source of this 648-nucleotide messenger RNA. The record is from the annotation of a GenBank genome assembly. Lineage: Eukaryota; Pelagophyceae; Pelagomonadales; Pelagomonadaceae.